This is a messenger RNA of Aspergillus fijiensis CBS 313.89, 2224 nucleotides long. Its product is annotated as putative transcriptional activator protein acu-15. Lineage: Eukaryota; Fungi; Ascomycota; Eurotiomycetes; Eurotiales; Aspergillaceae. The record is from RefSeq and is a predicted model, not a curated record. Bases 87 to 2099 code for a protein of 670 amino acids. Gene Ontology annotation, biological process: positive regulation of transcription by RNA polymerase II; DNA-templated transcription. The transcript has 8 exons. Gene Ontology annotation, molecular function: zinc ion binding; sequence-specific DNA binding; DNA-binding transcription factor activity, RNA polymerase II-specific.
CGACGCUCCGACCUGACAUCCCCUUCCUCUCCAGUUGACAACGCACGCUCAGCAAUAUUGACAGCUGAAGGGUCCACAUAUGCGCCAUGUUACCCCAGAAGGGCCAAAAGACCCCGUUGACCCGGUCCGCUGCACGGAGACCCUCGGGUUGCCGAGCCCUUCUCGCAUGCGUGAAAUGCAAGGAAAAGAAAUGGAAGUGCGACAAUAAUCCCUCGGGGUGUAACAACUGUCUACGUGCUGAGUCCGUCUGCCUCGUAGAAGACCCCGUCACGAGGACAUUUCGGCCUCGUAACUACAUCGAGAUCCUCGAGAAACGAGUGGAGUUUCUGGAGAGCUUGCUAAAGGAGCGCUGUCCUGAUCUCGUCUGCAGUGAUUUGUUCAAACGUCAUGCACCCGAGAGACAGAAAGCACCCACUACUUCCCCGCGGAUACAACACAUAAUUAAUUCUGAUGUCCACCACAGUGACCCGAUGAGUUCCCGCAAAGCCAAAAAUGAUUCGAGCCGAGACGACGCUGUCGACAAGCUGGAAGCAAAAGUGGGCCUACUGAGUCUCAAUGCCGCGGGCGCAGAGCCUCAAUAUCUGGGUUCGUCUUCGAUCUUCGCCUUCUCGCGCUUGAUCAAUCCGUCUCUUCGCCAGGUGGUUUCCUCCGAUCUUCCCACGGGCACCGUGGCUGAUGGGCCGGAGAAUCGCGUCUCGGUGCUACCGUCACCAUGCCUGCUGCCCGAUCACGAGUCUGCAGUCAGGCUCAGUAAUGUCUAUUUCCAGAAUGUGAACGUCCACUACCCCGUCCUACAUGAGCCGACUUUCAGGACAUGGGAGUCCAUGUUGCUACAGGAGUCGGCAGGCCAGGCAAACCUACAUCCGGAUUAUAUCUCAUUGAUCUUCUUGAACAUGGUAUUCGCUGUUGGGGCGUUGCUUCUGCCCCAACUGGGAUUCUCAGCGGAACGCCUGUAUACAUCAGCACUAAUGUAUAUCGAUGAUAUCCUGAUCCAUGAUAACCUCGAAGCGGUGCAGGCCAUCUUGUGCUGCGCCAUCUACUCCGUGAGAUCUCCGACGGGCACUUCGCACUGGAAGCUCGGCAGUCUGGCGCUGCGUCAGUGCAUCGAUCUGGGGUACCAUCGACAUACAAAGCACUUCUCCGUCCCCGCAGAAGAUUUAGUUCGGACUGAACUUCGCAAGCGGGUGUUCUGGUGCGCCUAUGUGAUAGAGACCCAGGCUGCCGUCAUGUUGGGCCGACCGUUGAGUGUACCGUAUCAAGAGGUUGACGCUGAAUAUCCCAUUGACAUUGACGAUACGUGCAUCACGAGCACAGGACUACUAGGCACGCCCCGGAGCCGCCCGCAGGAAGCACCCACCACCAUGACGAGAGCGAUCUAUACCUUCCGCAUGCGCCGUCUUCUGAAUCUCAUCCACACCCGCCUCUACUCCAAGGCCGACCCCAUCUGCUCCGGCAAUCAUGACCGGCAGCGUGACGUUGCGAACAUCCGCGCCAAGAUCGAGAAGUGGCGCACGGAACUGCCGCCCUCGCCGCCCUCCCAUGCCGAAAAUGACCUGGCCCUAUUCACGAGCGCAGACUGGUACGAUCUGGAGUACAACUACACAAUCCUCCAGCUCUGUCGCGCCCAGAUCCUCGACCUCCGGGCGGGAGGAAAGGCGAGCGAGGAUGUCUUUCUGGAAUGUCUUCGAGCCGCAGAAAGCAUCUGUCAGAGCUACCGCCGGCAGUUCCUGGGGAAGCCGACGAGCUGUACCUGGGCGGCGCUGCAUGAGCUGUUCCUGGCGGGAUUGACAUAUCUCCACUGCCUGUGGACGACCUCGUCUGCCGCGCGAGGAGAGGUCUCUGGCCCCGCGCAGGCAAACAGCACCUGUAACGAUUGCACGAUCGCGUUGGUGAUCAUGGCGGAACGCUGGGAUGUGGCGGCGCCGUAUCGGGAUAUCUUUGCGGCUCUGGCGAGCCGGACACUGUCAAUGUUGGGUGACAAGGCUUGCGCUGAAAGAUUAUCCGAUCGUGAUGAUUGCACGGAAUGGAUGAAUAUGGUCGCCCAAGCUGGAGUGCUCAACGGCUCUAAUGGCCUGUUGACUGGCAUAGAGAGGGAUUGAUCUCUUUUUCUUACAUCCAGGGCUGUUCUGUGCAAGUAUCCUCGCCAAUUCACGGCUCUGGUGAUAUCAGUAUGAAGAUACUACGGUCAAAUAGAGGGCCAUGAACAGCUGAUGGGAUAUAUAGG